AGCAACAUCUAGAUUAUCUGGACUGUAUAUGUGUACCUCUGCGUGUAACUCUGCAUACAGCCAUGGGGAACGCAGCUGGAAGUCUGGAGAUGUCACCGGGACGGGACGCCAAACGGCCCCUCAGCACCUAUGGGCAGAAACAGCCACCGGCCCCUAAACUGCCCCUACCACCUGAGGACGAAUUAGAGGAGAGGUUCAGCGUGGUGUUGAAUUCCAUGAAUCUUCCACCUGACAAAGUGAAGCUGCUCUGUCAGUACGACAACGAGAAGAAAUGGGAGUUAGUGUGUGACCAGGAACGGUUCCAGGUGAAGAAUCCUCCGUCAGCAUACAUUCAGAAACUUAAGAGUGUAUUAGAGCAGGGAGGAGGCAGAAAGUUUAAAAGGCGAGUCCAAGAAUCCACACAAGUUCUAAGAGAGUUGGAGAUCUCUUUGCGCACCAAUCACAUCGGGUGGGCUGAGGAGUUUCUAAAUGUAGAAAACAAGGGUUUAGACGUGCUAGUGGACUACCUCUCUUUUGCUCAACGUGCAGUCACAUAUGAAAUGGACAGCUCUGAUAAUGGAAGCUUUGAAGAGAAAUCUGUGGAAGAUUUGACCACCAGUGCGACAAACUCCCCUACCCACAAUUCCCCACGCUCAGGUCGCCCCUUCACCACAAGGAAAGCUUUGAGAUAUUCGCGUCUGCUCAGCCAGAAGAACCACCUGCACCUCUGCAUCAUGUGCCUCCGUGCCAUCAUGAACUACCAGUUAGGGUUUAAUCAGGUGAUGGCACAUCCCAACUGUGUCAAUGAAAUCACCCUGAGUCUCAACAACAAGAAUGCCAGGACUAAAGCUCUGGUUCUGGAGCUCCUUGCUGCUGUCUGUUUGGUUCGAGGAGGUCACGAAAUGAUUAUUGCAGCCUUUAAUAAUUUCAAAGAGGUGUGUGGAGAGAAAAACAGAUUCGAGAAACUCAUGGAGUAUUUCAGAAAUGAUGACAACAACAUUGAUUUCAUGGUGGCUUGUAUGCAGUUUAUCAACAUUGUAGUGCACUCAGUGGAGAACAUGAACUUCCGAGUGUAUUUACAGCAUGAGUUUACACAACUAGGACUAGACGGCUAUCUGGAGGAGUUAACUGUCACUGAGAGCGAGAGGCUGCAGGUGCAGAUUCAAGCGUAUCUGGAUAAUGUGUUUGAUGUUGGAGCGAUGCUAGAGGACGCCGAGGCCAAAAACACAAUAAUGGAACAUCUAGAGGAGCUACAAGAACAAAACACACAGUUAAACACUAGACUGCAGCAGUGUGAGAGUGAAGCUGUGGAGAAGACGUCCGAACUCGAGAAACAACUCAUACAGAGUAGGAAAGAGGUGGAACUUCUGAAGGACAGUGUGAAGGAGACACAGGCUCAGCUCUCUCAGCUGCAGCAGAAGGAGAAAGAGAGAGAGACACACAGUGAGAAAGAGCAGGAGCGAGAGAGAGACAGACAGCGCUCCGCUAAAGCUCUGACCGAGCUGGAGAAGAUGGUCCAGGUUCUGGUGGAUCGAGGUCUGAUCCGCAUGGACAGAUCCGAAUCCGGCUCUCUGGAAUUACACAUUAUGCCAGCCGCUAACACAACAGAUAAUAGUACAACAGAAAUAAAGGCCUCACCUGUGAUGCAGUCCCCGCCCCCUCCUCCUGUCCCCGCCCCUCCACCACCUCCUCCUCCGCCCCCUAUGAGUGUAGCCCCGCCCCCUUCACCUGUGCCUGGAAGGACAGGAACUGUAAAGACAGGUGUGAAAGGUAAGAAGCCAAUCAAGACCAAGUAUCGCAUGCCACUGCUUAACUGGCAGGCUCUAAUGGAGGAACAGGUGGCCGGCACCGUCUUCACAGAGCUGGAUGACGAAAGUGUGCUUGGGGAGUUGAAUAUGGACGUCUUUGAGGAGUUGUUCAAAACUAAAGCUCAGUCUGCUCCUGUUGAUGUCGGCACUCUGAAGGUGAAAGUGGCUCAUAAAGCAUCCAGUAAAAUCGCACUACUGGAGCCCAACAGGGCCAAAAACCUCGCCAUCACGCUGCGCAAAGGAGGCAUGAGCACCGCGCAGAUCUGCACUGCGAUCCAAUCGUAUAAUCUGGAUUUGCUAAACUCAGACUUUCUGGAGCUGCUGGAGCGUUUCAUCCCGUCUGAUUAUGAGCUGAGGUUGAUUGAGAAAUACGAGCAUGAAGGACGCCCCCUGCUGGAGCUGUCGGAGGAGGACCGAUUCAUGAUGGCCUUCAGCAAAACCCCGCGUCUGGCACAGAGAAUCAGCACGCUGACCUUCAUGGGCAACUUCAGCGAGAGCAUCCUGCUAUUAAAGCCUCAAUUAAAUGCCAUCAUCGCUUCAUCCAUGUCAAUCAAAUCCUCCAGCAAACUCAAGAAGAUUCUAGAGAUCAUUCUUGCGUUUGGGAAUUACAUGAACAGUGGGAAGAGAGGAUCAGCAUAUGGAUUUCGACUCCAAAGUCUGGACCUGCUUCUGGACAUGAAAUCCACAGAUCGAAAACUGACACUCCUGCAUUUCAUCGUCAGCAUCAUACAAGAAAAAUAUCCUCAACUGCACAACUUUCACACUGAACUACACUGUCUGGAUAAAGCUGCUCUGGUCUCUCUGGACAGCAUCCUUGCAGAUGUUCGCUCUCUGGAGAAGGGAAUGGAGGUGGUUCGUAAGGAAUAUCUCCAGCAGAAAGACAGCGCUGUCCUCACAAACUUCAUGUCCAAAAACGGCAGUCUGCUGGACUCUGUGGUCAAAGACAGCAAAACUGCAGAGGAGGUCUAUCACUCAGUGGUGGAGUAUUUCGGAGAGGAUCCCAAAUCCACACCUCCUUCUGUGUUCUUCCCUGUUUUUGCUAGGUUUAUCAAAGCAUAUAAGCUGGCCGAACAGGAGAAGGACCAGCGCAAGAAGAACAUCUCCGAGACUGAUUUCGGCACAGAUUUACACAUCUCUGACUCUCCUGUGAACACUGCAGUGACUAAUAGGAUGCCGGCGCUGCCACGCUUCCCUCAGGUGGAUCUGAUCGCAGAGCUGAAGCGCAGGCAGAUGACGCCGCUCGUGAGAGAGGGCAAAGACGGAGCCAUCGAGGACAUCAUCACAGACUUGAGGAAGCAGCCGUACAUCAGAGCAGACGGAGGAAGACGAAGCGCCAAAUGGAAACCAGCUCAGCAGCUUCCCGUGUCGUCUGACAUCUCUCUGUGAAACACACACAGCUCAUAGCAUCCCGCGACGAAGCCACACCACACAUGAAGCCAAAAACAGUUUACAAGAAACAUUUAAACAGCUACAUUAAACUAUUUGAAUGUAAAUUAUAAAAGCUCAACUAUUUAUGUACAAUUUAGCAAACAACUUUAUGGUGAAUCUCAAGAAUGUGUGCUUGUAUAUUUCAUAUCUCACCCCAAAAUUAAAAAAAUGUAAGA
Molecule: messenger RNA, 3391 nt
Organism: Sinocyclocheilus grahami
Lineage: Eukaryota; Metazoa; Chordata; Actinopteri; Cypriniformes; Cyprinidae
Product: formin-like protein 1
Exons: 26
Coding region: 63-3173 (1036 amino acids)
Biological process (GO): cell migration; regulation of cell shape; cortical actin cytoskeleton organization
Cellular component (GO): cytosol
Molecular function (GO): actin filament binding; small GTPase binding
Source: RefSeq, a predicted model, not a curated record